Colletotrichum chrysophilum is the source of this 2307-nucleotide messenger RNA. RefSeq lists its product as uncharacterized. The transcript is spliced from 2 exons. Gene Ontology annotation, biological process: mitotic cell cycle; cytoplasmic microtubule organization; spindle assembly. Bases 1 to 2307 code for a protein of 768 amino acids. NCBI's taxonomy places the organism in Eukaryota, Fungi, Ascomycota, Sordariomycetes, Glomerellales, Glomerellaceae. Gene Ontology annotation, cellular component: centrosome; equatorial microtubule organizing center; spindle pole. Gene Ontology annotation, molecular function: microtubule minus-end binding; gamma-tubulin binding. The record is from RefSeq and is a predicted model, not a curated record.
AUGCUCCACGAAAUCCUCCUCGCCCUCUCCGGGCACCCCUCCCCUCUGCUCCGAACCGAAGCUUCAGACCCCGAUGCGCUACCAUCGCCCGCCAUCUCACCACCGGAACGCGAGCUCCUAGCCACCGUCGCACACCUGAGUGACUUGCACGUCAAAUUGCAGAGCUACACAGCGCCCAUUGCCGCCGAGCAUCCGUCAACGAUAUGCCGCGCCGUCGCGACAGCCGUGCAGUCUGUCCACCUAGCUGCCUUCCAGCGCAAGGUGCUCGAGGUCGAGGAGACCGUUCUGAGGAAAGAUUCGAGUCUGGUGGGCGCGUACAAUAUUGUACCUUUGACGGCAGUCGUGGGCGAGUUUUCGGAGUGGACGCGGCGGAUGGAAUGGCUCUGGGAGAUUGUGCAAUUCAUGCUGCGGAAGCAGCAAGGGCAGACAUGUCGCGGCGCGCAGCUUAUUGAUCGGUUGCGGAGCGAGCUGCAGAGUGGUUACGUGGAUAUCGAGAGGACGGCCAUGAGUCUGGUCUCCGUGGCGGAGACGGCGUGGUUGAAGCAGGUUUCUGCUUGGAUCCUCUACGGCCGGCUGCCUACCUUUGGCGGAGAGGAUUUCUUCGUGCAUAAGGCGGAGAGCGGCGAUCACGACUAUGUCUCAGUGCCGACGUUAUUGCCGAACUUUGUCACGCCAAAGACUGCGUCUUCGAUGGUCUUCAUUGGGAGGUCAUUAAACCAUGUCCGUGUGAAGAGCAGCGUCGAGUCGGGCCUCCAGGGGCUAGACCACCUUUCGUCGCAACUGAAGGAGCUGUCCGCGUUGACAUAUCCGCUGAACACAGCGAGUUUCUCGCGGGCAAUCACCGCCAUUCGCCUCACGCUCUCACGUACAGUGCUACUGAAGUUAUUGCCGCUCACGAAAGUCGUGGAGGCACUGCAAGUUUUGCGCGAGUUCUUUCUCUUGGGUCGGGGUGAAUUCGCCAUGGCCUUGACACACCAGGCUGACGAGAAGCUACGAAGCCGCUGGAAGAGGGCAGAUAAUCUCGCCUAUGAAAAGCGCGAGGGUGUCGGCCAGUUUGCGGUCAAGGAAGGCGAGGUCGCAGCCGUGCUGGCCAAGACGUGGGGAGAGAUGGGCUUGAUGCAGGGGCAGCAUGCGGACGAAGAUGAGGGUCUCGAGAUUGGGAGACAAUUACUGCGCUUGAAUCUGACCAAGUCCAAGCCUGCGGUGCCCCUCAAGCUUGAAGCCAGCACAUCGCAACCAACAACGAAAACGUUGGCCACGACCCCUUUCCGCAAUCUUCUGCUGUCUGUUCCCGUCAUCCUGACGAUGCAGAUACCUUCACCGCUGGACAUGUUUCUCACCUCAUCCGAUCUCCAGAUCUACUCCACAAUCAACUCCUACCUCCUCUCCAUCCGCAGGGCACAUAUUCGCCUUACCGAGCUGUGGAAGAUUACAUCCUUACGCCGGCAUCACCCGGCACCCCCUGGCCCCCCAGCCGGAAGCACGCGAGCAGGUCGAUCAAAAGUGGUGCUUCUCCGCCAACGCUACACUACACGAUCGAAUGCGCUGCGCAGCGCCUGGGUCACUUGCAGCUCGGCCCUCUUCUUCCUUUCCGAGACGGAAGCGUAUUUGCAGACGGAAAUCGUCGCAGGUCUAUGGGAAGGCUUUCAAGAGUGGCUUACCUCGAGCGAAAAGAAGCCCGAAACCAAACCCAACUCCACGUCACCCUCGAAAGCACCCUCGGCAGCGGUUUCAGAGGAUGAGGAUGAUGAUAUCUGGCUCGCGCAGAGCACGUCCAACCUCAACCUCGGCCCUAAAACACCUGAGCCGACUCCGACCCAUGACCCCCAGUCCCUCGCGACAGCACACCGAGCGUAUCUACGCGCACUCUCGACUCGUCUCCUGCUCACAUUUCCCUCUUAUACAGACCCUCUGUACAACUUGUUGACGCAUACUGAUCACCUCGUCGCGCUGACAACGCGUCUCCACGCCGUCUGGACCUCGAUGGACCUGGAGGCCGACGCCGGAGUCGUAGAUGCGUUCGUCGACCUCGAGAUUGAGGAGAAGGACGUGCGCGCCGCGAUACGGGAUGUGGAAAAACACGUCAAGGAUGGUAUCCGCGAGGUCAUAGCCUCUUUGAGGUCCCUCGAGGCGGACCCCGCCGCGUUUGCGGACGAGGAGGAAGGCGGCGAGGAGGGUGUCCUUAGGGAAGAGGGCGAGUACAUUCCUCGGCGGGUCGGUGGCGUGGAGAGACUGCUCAUGAAGCUUGACCUCGGGGGCUGGUUCGGGGACAAGAAGGACGAAUUCUUCGUCUUUGGCGAGUACUGA